AUGUCUUUCCGUAGCAUUUGCUUUGCCUUGUGGGCGCUGACGGCCCAGCUCUGUCUGGCGGCACCCUUACCAAAGCUUGAGGUUGGUCUGAUCAAACGGUCUGAAGCUGGACCGCAGAUUGGAGGCGCAAAUUUCCCAGAUCCAUCCAUUAUACAAGUCAAUGGCGUAUGGUACGCCUUCGCAACAAGAACGAUAGGAAGUAGCCUACACAUUCAGAUCGCCACAUCACCCGAUUUCAACACCUGGACCCUCGUCAGAAACUCGGACGGCUCCCAGAAAGAUGCUCUGCCCAACCUGCCCUCCUGGGUCAACGCUGCCUCACCAAACACGUGGGCGCCAGAUCUCAUCCAGAUUUGCCACGACAGCUCAGAACACCGCCCAACAUUGUGUUGGUGCGCCACAUCAAAUAGUAUUACCGGACCUUUCACACCUGUCGGCAAUGGCGCUCUGAUCUGCCCAACCUCUCAAGGUGGUGCCAUCGAUGCUGCUGGCUACUGGGAGGCUGCUACUGGACAGCGUUAUAUCACCUACAAAGUAGACGGCAACAGCCAGGGCCAUGGUGGAGCUUGUGGCAACAAUGUUGCUCCAUAUGUUGCAACGCCGAUCAUACUCCAGCCAGUCGCCAAAGAUGGUUACACUCUGCAAGGCUCGCCAACGACGAUCUUGAACAAUAAUGGUGCCGCAGAUCAGGGGAUCGUCGAAGCACCAUCCCUCACGAAAGUGGGCAGCACAUAUAUUUUGUUCUUCAGCUCCGGCUGCUUUACAACUGGCAGCUACACCGUCAGCUAUGCAACGUCCACCUCAAUCACCGGUCCAUUCACGAGGGCUUCAAGUCCACUCUUCGCCACUGGUACAGACGGCCUCAACACUCCUGGUUCCGCCGACAUCUUCAGAGACGGCAAGCACAUGCUGUUCCAUGCAAACUCUGCGUCAGGGAGAGCAUUAUACACCGCUCAAAUCACUGUGAAUGGGAACACCGUGUCAGCAUGA
Molecule: messenger RNA, 990 nt
Organism: Recurvomyces mirabilis
Lineage: Eukaryota; Fungi; Ascomycota; Dothideomycetes; Mycosphaerellales; Teratosphaeriaceae
Exons: 5
Coding region: 1-990 (329 amino acids)
Biological process (GO): carbohydrate metabolic process
Molecular function (GO): hydrolase activity, hydrolyzing O-glycosyl compounds
Source: RefSeq, a predicted model, not a curated record